Molecule: messenger RNA, 753 nt
Organism: Scheffersomyces coipomensis
Lineage: Eukaryota; Fungi; Ascomycota; Pichiomycetes; Serinales; Debaryomycetaceae
Exons: 1
Coding region: 108-638 (176 amino acids)
Cellular component (GO): mitochondrion
Molecular function (GO): oxidoreductase activity
Source: RefSeq, a predicted model, not a curated record
ACUAUAAAUUGCUGUCAAUUUCCUUACUUCGAAGUUCUUCCUUGUCUCCCUUGUUUCCAUAUAUCAACCAUAUAAUAUAAUAUACUCACAACUUACAACUUAUAAUCAUGUCAAUGUUUAGAACUUUGCAGAAUUCUCCUGCUACUAUUACUUUAUUUCAUAAUACUAAAAUCCCACUUUCAACUGCAUUAUAUCAAAUCUUAGAUAAAGCAUAUAUUAAAUUACCAUCUAAAUCUCCUAAUCAAUUUAUAAUUGAUUUAGCUAAAGAUAGAAUACCAACUUAUGAUCAAUAUAAACAUAUUGUAUCUAAUUGUUUAGUUGAUUCUAAAAGUAAAAAAUUCAUUACCAAUUGUUAUCCAUUUUUAAAUGAUAGAACAACUACUGGAGUAUCAGCUUCAGAAAUAGUUACAUUUAAAGGAGUGGCAGCUAAGAAUAGUGUUAGUCAUAAACUUUUCAAUGAAGGUGAAUAUGCUUUGAUUGAAGAAACUUUCAAUAAAUUACAUGAAAUUAAAGAAGAUGAUUUAGCAGCUGUUCAACCUGCUGAUAUUUUUAAAGCUCCUUUAAUAAUUGAUUGGGAUCAAAAUUUAAUAGCUGCUGAUGAAGAAAGUUUACAAAAAAUACUAAGCAAGUAUACUUAGUACCGGCUAUCUAACUAACUGGCUAUUUAUUUAUUUAAUCUAAUCUAAUCUAAUGAACUUACGAUCUUUCUUAUAUAUAUAAUCCUGUUUAAAAUACAAUCUGUCUUUUCGUCAU